AUCGCUAUCCUUCUUCAUCAGGUGCCUCGGUUCUUUUAUUUCCAGAGACUCUCUGAGAAAAUCAAUCCCCGGUCUGCAAGACCAGUGACGGAGCUAACCCGGCUAGUCGACGACUGGUCAAUGCCGGUUGAAAGCGCCAAUCAAAAACACGUUCCUAUUUUCUCCGGUUUUCUCUCUCUUUUCGUCCCUGUCAGUGUCUCUGUGUCUCUGUCUCUUCCUCUUCGAUACAAGCUCUAUCUUCGAAACCUUCUCUUCCUCGACACCAUCUCCGUAAGAUAAUGAAGAAGAAGCUUUAUUGAAUUCAGAGUUUCAAGCGGCUCGCCAAUAUCCUAUAUGACUCUGUAAUUCUCUCUCUUUUUUGAAUUACUCUUUUUUUUAUUCAAUUUCGCAGAAACCCCAUUUCUUAUUAUGGUUUAAAUUACAUAAAAAUCAAAGGGUUACCGUCAAAAUUUUAUUUUGUUAUCUUCUACUCUGUGAAAUUCAACUGGAGGCCUCAAUUUUUUGCUGAAUUUCCUAAAUCUUGCUAAACAUGUUGUUACUGGUUUCGGAUAUCUGGAUAUCUGGGUAUUAGAAAUAUUUGGUGCAUCUUGAAGUUUGAGUACCAUUUGGAGGUUUAAAAGGCACAUCUUAGAUAUUGUUUUUUGUGCAUGAAAAAUCUCACCUUUGCUAAGUAUUAGCUCUAGUAACUUUUGGUGAUGAUAAAUAGUUAGUUACAUUAUAUUACCUUGUUUUGUCAUGGUUAUAUUGGUGCGUCUUCAUGGCUAUCCUUUUGCUGAAAGAAAUUCUAGUUCAUCCCCGUUUCAUCCGGAAUGGUUUGAUGGGAUUUCGUGUGGCUUCAGCAGUUCAGAGGAUUGGCUUACUCUCAGUUUAUAGUAGAGAAUCUGUUUUGAGCAGAAGUUUUGUUUCACCUGCAUUUAUAUUUGAUGGUAACAAGAAUCAGAAUCUAUCUACAUUGCAUUUUUCUACUAGUAUUCAGCCUCAAAGGCUAUGUUGGGAAGGUUCCUCUCAUGGGGUUUUGUUGAAGAAGCUUGAACUAGCCCUGAAGAAUCAUCAAGUUGAGGAAGCAUGGGAAUCUUUUAAUGAUUUUAAGAAGUUGUAUGGAUUUCCUGAGAAUUCCAUUUUGCAUAUGUUGAUCACUGAAAUGUCUUAUUCAUCUGAUCAUUUCUGGCUGCGUAAAGCCUCUGACUUGGUCCUGUUAAUUUUAAAAGAGAAAUCUGCUCUCCUGAAGCCUGAUAUUCUAACAAAGCUCUCCCUGUCCUUAGCCCGUUCGCAGAUUCCUAGUCAUGCUACAAAGAUUCUUAGGUUGAUGUUGGAUAAAGAGGUUUUACCUUCCAUGGAUGUUUUGUUGUUGGUUGUUCUUCAUUUGGUGAAGACAGAAAUUGGUACACAUCUUGCAUCCAAUUUCUUGAUUCAGAUAUGUGAAUGUUACCUCCGCUUAACUGAAAAUAAGAGCAACCGUGCGAAGCUGAUGAAACCUGAUACAAUGAUCUUUAAUCUUGUCCUUCACGCUUGUGUGAGGUUUAAAUUAUCUUUCAAAGGCCAACAGAUGAUUGAAUUGAUGGCUCAAGCAGGUGUUAUUGCUGAUGCACACACUAUUGUUAUUAUUGCCCAGAUCCAUGAGAUGAAUGGUCAGAGGGAUGAGAUAAAGAAGUAUAAAGCCUAUAUUGAUCAACUUUCAUCUCCAUUUGUUUGCCACUACCGACAAUUCUAUGAUAGUCUGUUGAAGUUGCACUUCAAGUUUAAUGACAUUGGUGCUGCUGCUGAGCUUGUGUUGGACUUCUGUAGGUAUCAGGAGUCUGUUCCUGUUCAGAGAGAUAGAAAGGAAUUGGAAAAGGCUUAUCUUGUUCCAAUUGGAUCUCAUAAUCUAAGGACUCCAUUGAAGAUGCAGAUUAGGCCUGCACUGUUACAUAAGGAUUCUGUCCUCAAACUGGAAGGUAGACAAGAGCUUGUUAUGUUUAGGAAUGGGCAACUUGUCCUUAGUAACAAGGCACUGACCAAGCUCAUUUGUGGGUAUAAAAAGGUUGGCAAUAUCAGUGAAAUGUCAAAAAUUUUACUUCAAAUUCAAAAGGAGUUAUGUUCAAUAAGAGGAUCCAGUUUGUGUUCAGAUGUGAUUGGUGCUUGCAUUCAUUUAGGUUGGCUAGAAAUUGCUCAUGACAUUUUGGAUGACAUGGAAGCAGCAGGGGCUCCCAUGGACUAUACUAAUUAUAUGUCACUACUAAUAGCCUAUUCUAAAGGAAAGAUGUUUAGGGAAGCAAAGGCACUGCUAAAACAAAUGAGAAAGGCUGGCAUAGUGAUGAACUUAUCUGAUGAGGUGGUUCUCACUGCCUAUCAGUCGGAAGUAGUUGAUAAUAGUGCACCGUAUAUGAAUGCAUCAAGCUUAACUGGUAAAUCAAAUUUGGCUGAGUCUUUUGUUCAAGGAAUAAGGGAGGAGGAGAAGGCAAUUCCUCCAAUGGUUUAUGAAAUCAAUUCUUCUAUUUAUUUUUUCUGCAAGGCCAAAAUGAUUGGAGAUGCUUUAAGAACAUACAGAAAAAUGCAAGAUAUGAAGAUCCAACCCACCUUACAAACUUUUACUAAUCUAGUGUGUGGGUAUUCUUCAUUGGGAAUGUACCGGGAUAUCACCAUACUGUGGGGGGAUAUUAAGCGGAACAUGGAUGGUGGAACUCUGGUGGUAAGUAGAGAUUUGUAUGAGUAUUUGCUAAUGAACUUUCUUCAAGGUGGUUAUUUUGAGAGAGUGAUGGAGGUCAUUGGUUUGAUGGAGGAAUCUGGUAUGUACACAGACAAGUGGAUGUACCGAAGUGAGUUUCUUAAACUUCAUAAGAAUCUUUACAGGAAUUUGAAGGCAUCAGAAGCAAGAACUGAGGCUCAGAAAAAUCGGUUACGCUAUGUUCUGGCUUUUAGGAAAUGGGCUGGCAUUGCUUGAAGUUCAAAGUUCAAAAACACAUUGGUCAUCUGUAGCACGGUGCUCUGUCUUUGAAAUUGCACAAGGGAAAUAUUUCCUAGGUAGGGUCUGAGUUUGGAUGGAGAGUAAGUGGAGUAAAACUAUGAAGGUGCUUUUGGAUCUGAACUUGUUAUGAAACCCAAAGUGGAAGAGAAAAGCCAUUUACUGCAAUUCUUUCCUUCUAUUUAGGGUGCUAUAAAAUCAAAAAGAUGAUUGCAGUAUCCACAUUUAAGUCGUAACCGGACACUUUAUAUGCAAAUCUAGACGAAACUGUGUAUGAACAUGAUGAGUUGUGGUGACUGGCGGAGGCAAGGUAUAUUGAUUUUUGAGAAGAUCUGGAAACAAUUGUUGCUUUAUUAGCCUAAAAUAAGUACGUUUGGAACAUAAUGACAUGCUUUGAGUAUGUUUGCGUAAUUGCACUGCACUUGCUGCUUCAUAACUGAUGCAAUGGAACCCUUGUAGUCGACAAGGAGUGAGUUAAAAGCAGUCUCGUUUCUUCAGAAAAUUUAUUGAUCCAGAAAAGCUAACUGGGUCUGAUUGUUGUACAUUUUUUUAUUUCUGUUAUUUUAAAUGACAUCUACAUUUACAACAUAUUUGGAAAUAAUACUGGAAUAUCGACUGUUUUUGCU
Molecule: messenger RNA, 3567 nt
Organism: Ziziphus jujuba (common jujube)
Lineage: Eukaryota; Viridiplantae; Streptophyta; Magnoliopsida; Rosales; Rhamnaceae
Product: pentatricopeptide repeat-containing protein At4g17616
Exons: 1
Coding region: 758-2920 (720 amino acids)
Molecular function (GO): protein binding
Source: RefSeq, a predicted model, not a curated record